UCGGUCCAGGGAGCCCACGUCGCUGGCCUGCAGCUCCCACACUCGCCACGACCCGGCCCUUGGGGGUGGCAGGCGGCGUAGACGCAGGGGCUCGUGGGACUGCUGAGCCAUGACGGCCGAAAGCGGGCCGCCGCCGCCGCCCCCGCAGCCCGAGGCGCUGGCUGCAGUGAAGGAGGAACGUGGCGAGACUGCGGCAGCGGGGCCGGUGGUCUCGGCAGAGGCCGGGGUCCGCGGCUCUGGCGGGCGACGGCGCAAGCGCCCCCUGCAGCGCGGGAAGCCGCCCUACAGCUACAUCGCGCUCAUCGCCAUGGCCAUCGCGCACGCGCCCGAACGCCGCCUCACGCUGGGCGGCAUCUACAAAUUCAUCACCGAGCGCUUCCCCUUCUAUCGCGACAACCCCAAGAAGUGGCAGAACAGCAUCCGCCACAACCUCACUCUCAACGACUGUUUCCUCAAGAUUCCGCGCGAGGCCGGACGUCCGGGCAAGGGCAACUACUGGGCGCUCGACCCCAACGCCGAGGACAUGUUCGAGAGCGGCAGCUUCCUGCGCCGCCGCAAGCGCUUCAAGCGCUCGGACCUCUCCACGUACCCGGCCUACAUGCACGACGCGGCGGCCGCCGCCGCCGCCGCCGCUGCCGCUGCAGCCGCUGCCAUCUUUCCCGGAGCGGUGUCCGCCGCCCGCGCGCCCUACCCGGGGGCCGUCUACGCGGGCUACGCGCCACCAUCGCUCGCCGCACCACCGCCGGUCUAUUACCCCGCCGCGUCGCCGGGCCCUUGCCGCGUCUUCGGCCUGGUUCCCGAGCGGCCCCUCAGCCCAGAGCUGGGACCCGCACCGCCAGGGCCCAGUGGCUCCUGCGCCUUUGCCUCGGCUAGCGCCUCCACCACUACCACCGCCUACCAGCCGGCCGGCUGCUCCGGGGCGCGGCCCGCAAACCCCUCGGCCUACGCGGCCGCCUACGCGGGCCCCGACGGCGCGUACCCUCAGGGUGUGGGCAGCGCUCUCUUCGCCGCGGCGGGCCGCCUGACGGGACCUGCUUCGCCCCCCGCGGGUGGCAGCAGUGGUGGCGUGGAGGCCGCCGUGGACUUCUACGGGCGUUCUUCACCCGGCCAGUUCGGAGCUCUGGGGCCCUGCUACAAUCCUGGCGGGCAGCUCGGAGGGAGCAGUGGAGGCGCCUACCAUGCCCGCCAUGCCACCGCCUAUCCAGGAGGGGUGGAUCGGUUCGUGCCUGCCAUGUGAGCCGAGAGUACGGACGAACGCUGUCCACGCGAACUAAAUUUACUCACGCUUGAAGGCAGAGCUAGAGAGAGGACGAAGUUGGGACUUAUUGAACAGACCCGAGUCUCCUGGCGCACCUUCCAUACACCCGGUUUGCUUUAUAAAUGUGAGGUGGGGAGAGGCUGCCACCGCAUUCCGACUGGCACAAGGGACCCGAGGUUGGCGAAGCCCCACAGGACAUGCCUUUCUGGCAUUUUCCAGGAAAGGUCCUUGGUGACACGGGGGAUGGGGCGAAUGUGGUGUCCACACCAGAAUUCUGGAUCCGAAUUAUGGGGAUCACAUAGCUUCACCCUUUCCUCAGCUGCUUAAAAUUGGUCCUUUUUAACUGGUUUGUCCCCUUGUACCUUCGACUGUGUUACUAUAAUAAAGGGCUGCGACGGCGCCUUUCUUCUUAAAGUGCAGGGGGCACAAUUGAAUGAAAAAAAAUAGUUCCUUUUCUUCUUUUAUAAGAGAAUUUCGCUCCCGUGGGCCUGGGCCGCCGCUGAGAAUUGUAGGCCUAGGUCGCAGUCCGAACCGUGCCUCAACUCCCUAGCUGACCCAGUCCCACACCAAAACCUUUAGCCUCUCUAAGUGGUAUACAAGAGGACUUCACGAUUCUACCCACAACCUUAUAAUACUUAGGGGCCCCAUCAUCUUGGAUGCUACCCGGUAUAUUUGGCAGUAUCUGUGGGCCACCGAGGGCUUCCGAGU
Heterocephalus glaber (naked mole-rat) is the source of this 1966-nucleotide messenger RNA. RefSeq names its product forkhead box E1 (gene Foxe1). NCBI's taxonomy places the organism in Eukaryota, Metazoa, Chordata, Mammalia, Rodentia, Bathyergidae. Gene Ontology annotation, molecular function: RNA polymerase II cis-regulatory region sequence-specific DNA binding; DNA-binding transcription factor activity, RNA polymerase II-specific. The record is from RefSeq and is a predicted model, not a curated record. Gene Ontology annotation, biological process: regulation of transcription by RNA polymerase II; anatomical structure morphogenesis; cell differentiation.